This is a messenger RNA of Aspergillus oryzae RIB40, 546 nucleotides long. RefSeq lists its product as uncharacterized. Lineage: Eukaryota; Fungi; Ascomycota; Eurotiomycetes; Eurotiales; Aspergillaceae. The transcript has a single exon. Bases 1 to 546 code for a protein of 181 amino acids. The record is from RefSeq and is a predicted model, not a curated record.
AUGUCCUUCCGCACCACCCCAGUAUUCCUAACCACAACCAAAGGCUGGGAACAAGCACGCAUCCACCCAGCCCUAGCCUGGAUGGAAAAAUGCACGAUCGCCUGGGACACCCGCGAAAGCUGGUCAACCCCCUGGUCCGACUGGGUCACGGACGAUUACACAUACAUCAAGCCCAACGGAGAACGGUUCACGGGUGGUGAAACCGCCUGGGAGGCGUCUAAGGCUGAUUACAGUGCAUUCAAGCUAUCACACCACGAACCGAAGUGGGUGUGUGUUGCGGAGAAGGUGGAUGGGUGGGAGUUUGUCGGUGAGGCGACACUUUUCAUUGAUCUUCCGAAGGAAGGUAUCAAGAAAGCGGUAGAUUUGGAGGGGAGGCGGUGGGAUUUGGGAGUGGAGUGCAUGUUUCGGUUUAAUUUUGUUAAGGAUUGGACUGCUAAGCAUGAUGGGAUUAGGAUUAGGAGUAUGCAGAUUUAUAGUGAUAGUGGGCCGGUUGUGGGGGAGAUGUUGAGGAGGGGAAUUAUGAAGACGGAGGAUCUUGUGAGAUGA